Messenger RNA from Fusarium verticillioides 7600, 1118 nucleotides. RefSeq lists its product as hypothetical. NCBI's taxonomy places the organism in Eukaryota, Fungi, Ascomycota, Sordariomycetes, Hypocreales, Nectriaceae. The record is from RefSeq and is a predicted model, not a curated record. The transcript is spliced from 2 exons. Bases 1 to 816 code for a protein of 271 amino acids.
AUGAGUAUUCUUUCAACCCUCACCCUACUACUCUCGAUAUUCGCCAAUCGUGCUUUAUGUGAUACCACAUUCCGGCGCCCCCCAGAAUGGAACUUCGAUGUCGAUGGUAAUGCUGGCUUCGGAAAGAAUGUACGGUACACGGUUGGAGACGCGAUUCAGAUCCUUUGGGAGACCGAUCUCGACAAAGUUGACCUUUACUUGGCCCAACGAAUGGCAUCAAAUCCAAUAUACGUGUACAAAGUCUUAGACUCAUCUCGUACAGAGUGGAAGGCUGAGUGGGACGUAAUGGGCAUAAUGGAGGGAAAUGAAGACUCUGUGUACCACUUUGUCUUGUCUCCUCCUCAAGGCGGUCUUAUUGAGCCCAUUGCUACGACGCAAUACUUUAAUGUCACGGCUCCGAGAAUUGAGACCACGGUUGUAUCCACGUUAGAGACUUCUACCACGGUAAGGAGCAUGUCUUCUUCGCAUGUUGCAACGUCCGCUACGCAGCCCCUCCCAACAUCUACGGCCACAGAUCGAAACUUGAACCCAGACGCUGAUCUAAAUUCCGACUCUGGGGUGUCCAAGGGCGAAAUCGCGGGUGCCGCGGUUGGGGGUACCAUCGGCGGUCUAAUACUUCUUGGUGUUGUCGGAUGGUUCAUCUGGAAAAGAUUGGGACGAAGUAAAGGAAAUACGGACGUGUCAGUGGUUUCUCAGAGCCAACAAGGGCAAGUCAACUAUUCCGAGACAAAGGCUGAGCUACCUGGUGACCCGAUGCUGGAGGUAUAUCCUGCAGGGUAUGCUAGAAGUCCACCGGGGCUGCAUGAAGCGCCCUGAUAGGGGGGGAUUUCAUCAGGAACUCGAGUUAAACAACAAGGCGGGUAAACUUGAUCACACGAUGAUAGCAGAUGGACUUUCGAUUAUUAGAUAACUCUGACACUUACUCAAAAGCCACGCGAAAAGUUGAGUGGUCGUCUUACUUUGGUUAUGUAGUUGGCCAGCCAAUAAGGUUAAACUUCAAGCUGAACACAGAUGACGAAUGAAGAUGCGCUGAUAUAAGCUUCAACUCGGAAGCCAUGGGAUACUGACCAAUGAACCUUGCUACAUUCUCUCGGCGUUGGAUCUUGUAUAACUCGGAA